AUGCCGGCGAGGCUGAGGUCCUCCUCCGCCCCUCCAUCUCCGGGUAUUCUAGGGCGGGAACCCCCUCUUGCUCCCUCCUCUCCCCCGGCCUGGGAUGAUUCCAUAUCUCCACCCAAGGAUGUUCCGCCGGCAAACGAACCUCGCCAGGCCCAGGAAACGGCACCCCCAGCCGGAGUUGCGCCGACUCCCACCUGGAGUCAGCGGCUAGUCUCUUCCACGCGUACCCUGCAGCGUGUGGGAGUUCCGACCACCCAUCAUACGGGGAUUCCACUAGUCACGAUUCCGGAGGAGGCUUUCCAAGAUGCUGCGGAGGAAUGGAAGGAUUUCGUGGUUGGUCAAUUCUAUGGCCUUCCACCAACAGUAGGAAGGCUUGUCGGUUUCACCACCGCGAUCUGGGCUCGAGGGAAAGGUAGAAUCAGGGUGCAUGAGGAUGGAAAUGGCAGAUUCUUAUUCAAACUUCCAACUUUAGCUGCAAAAGAAAUUGCUCUUGGGAGGAAGUUCUGGUUCAUUGGUUCCCUGCCGAUGUUCGUAUCACCAUGGCAUCCAACAUCGACAGCAACGAAGCCAGUGUUGGAUUCAAUACCAACCUGGGUCUCUUUCCGCAAUCUGCCGAGUUCAAUGUUCACGGUGGAAUGCCUAAGUCGGUUGGCUACCUCGGUCGGAAGACCCCUGUAUCCAGACCGUCAAUCGGCAACCAAGAGUAACUUAUCCGUAGCAAGGCUAUUUGUGGAUGUUAAUCUGCUACGACACCCACUUCGAAACAUUGCAGUUAAACUUCCCUCCGGAGAGGAGCAUAUCAUCUCAGUCGCUUAUGACUGGCUUCCCCCUACCUGUUCUUCAUGCUCAGAGAUUGGACAUGACAGUAGACACUGCCCUUACUCGCCUCACCCGCAAAGCUCCCAAGCUCAACUCUCAGAGGAGGCAGACCCUGCUCAGAGAACACAUCAAUCCCCGGUCAGCUCUUCCAAAGUGCCCAAGCAAUCGCAGGAUGGUGAUUUAGGGACACAAACAACAUCCUCCCCGCCAAUCCAGACCCAGUUACCGGUUUCCAUAGCAAAGGAAGAUCCUAAAACGAAAGUAACGAGUGGGGAGAAGAAGGAACAAUGCCAAGAACCAACUAGCCAAUCACAAUCAGACCCCACUUCCCCUGUUAGUUGUACCCCAACGGAGGAGCAACAGAUCCAGAAUGAGGGAUUCAUAACGGUGAAGUCUAGAGGACGUGGACGAGGCCGCAUUUGGAUUGUUUGGAAACCUGACAUAUCUGUCAUCAUCCUAAAUUGCUCAAAGCAAGCUGUCACUUGCCUUAUUCAGAGUCACGAUCAUGACCUUUCCUUGGCUGCUACCUUCAUAUAUGCGUCAAAUUCCUCUACUGAAAGACGCACUCUUUGGCUUAAUCUGGAGACUGUUGCUGUUACCCAACCAAUUCCCUCUUCUCCAUGGCUCAUCUUAGGAGAUUUUAACCAAAUUCUAUCAUCGGCGGAUCGAUCGGAUUAUAUGGUCACUAAUGCCACUUCCCAAGGUUCAUCAGAAUUUCAGAGUUGUGCAGAAACAGCAGGCUUCUCGGACAUCCCAGGCCGAGGAAUGCGGUUCACAUGGUGCAACAAUCAGCCCUCAAAUCCACUCUCGAUCAAGUUAGAUCGAGUGAUGGGGAACCAAGCAUGGCUAGACAAGUUCCCAAAUGCUUUUUCAGAAUUCUUUCCACCGGGGCCAUCGGAUCACUCCCCGGCCAUUGUUCACUUUCCGGAUAGGAUCAAGGUAUUGAAAUCACCCUUCAAGUUCUAUCAUCAUCUCAUCACUUCAUCUAGUUUUGAGCAGGUGAUACAUUCUAAUUGGCAAGCGGGAUUCCUCACGGGCACUCAUCAGUAUCGUUUCUCCAAGGCGCUGAAACUAUUGAAAACACCGUUACGGACGCUGAAUGCGGUUAAUUUUAGCCAGAUUUCAACUAGGGUUAAGGAGACUGGAAAGGAUUUGAAUAUCUUACAGGCUGCAAUUCUGGAAGAACCAUCUUCAUCUCUAAUCACAGAGGAAAGGAAGCUGCGUGAGAAAUGGUUGGAACUCUCACUGGCCGAGGAGAAAUUCUUCAGGCAGAGAUCGCGUAUUAAGUGGCUCAGUCUAGGGGACAAGAAUACUGCAUUCUUCCAUAACAUCACAAAGCUCAGAAACUCUCAUAACCGUAUCUGCUAUCUCGAAGAUGACCUAGGUAACAAGUACACAUCCCCACAGGAGAUUGGUGAUUAUGCUGUUCGUUUUUAUUCAGACCUUAUUGGCAGGAAGGAUCUCACAGUCAGGGUUCCCACUCUAGAUCAGCUCCAGUCAUUGAUAUCUUUUCGUUGCCAACCUGAACUCAGCAGUGGACUUACUGAUAUACCUACUGCAGAGGAGAUACAACAGACGCUUUGGUCAUUUCCUAACAACAAGGCACCCGGCCCCGAUGGUUUUCCAAAAGAAUUCUUUGUCGGAGCAUGGACUACGAUAGGCGAGGAUCUAAUAAGAGCUGUACAGGAGUUCUUCAUCUCUGGGACCUUGCUUGGUCAGAUUAAUACGACAUCUCUAGUCCUCGUUCCGAAGAAAGCUGGAGCAGUGUUCCUCUCAGACUUUAGGCCGAUAAGUUGUUGCAAUACCCUCUACAAGAUUAUAUCUACUAUCUUGGCAAGAAGAUUCAGACCAAUCCUCCAGAAAUUGAUCUCUAGGAACCAAGCUGCUUUCUUGAAAGGCAGACUUAUGGCCGAAAAUGUCCUCCUCGCAGCUGAGAUAAUCCGAGCUAGUGAAAGACAGGGAGCAACACCAACGGCGAUGGUGAAGAUAGAUAUUAAGAAAGCAUUUGACUCCCUUGAUUGGCGGUUGAUUCUUAGGCUUCUCCACACCAUAAACCUGCCCACACGGUUUAUAAGAUGGCUGGAACUCUGUUUCACAACCCCAAAGUUCUUGAUUGCCAUAAAUGGGGAACUUCAUGGGUUUUUUAAGGGUCGGAGAGGGCUUCGCCAAGGAGACCCUCUAUCGCCAUAUUUAUUCAUCCUUUCGAUGGAGCUCUUAUCUCAGUCCUUGAACCAAGCCGUGAGUCUUGGAAGAUUGAACCCACACCAUAGAUGUCGAGAUCCACUCAUCACUCAUCUCACGUUUGCCGACGACGUCAUUGUUUUCUGUAGAGGUAAUCUUGAAUCUGUGAAUGAAGUUUUACUACUACUGACAGAAUUUGGUGUAUCCAGUGGCCUACAGAUUAAUCGAGCAAAGUCAGAACUAAUCCUAGGAGGUGUCUCUGAUAAUGUCAGCCUCGCUAUGUCUUCGGCAACAGGCUUACCGUUGGGCUCCUUACCAGUUAAAUACUUGGGAGUACCGCUAAGUUCAAGGCGCCUAACCAAGAGGGACUUCCAACCACUUCUAGAAAGAAUAAAGAGGUCUCUUUGGUAUGCUUGGAGUGUUAAACACUUACUGAAAAAUGGAUGUUUUUGGGAAUGCAAGCCUUCCGCCAACCAAUCCUGGAACUUCAACAAACUCAUCCACUUGCAGGUGUUAGCAAGAGGAUUCCAUCGGAAGCAGGUGGGCAAUGGAAGCGACACAUGGUUCUGGUAUGAUCAUUGGUUGUCCUUCGGGCCAUUGAUAGCGGUAUCUGGAGGAAGUGGGCCGAGUCUUGCUCAUAUUCCUAAAUCGGCCAAGGUCAUUGAUGCGACAUCUGGAAACCAUUGGAACCUCCCGCCAGCUCGUGGAGCAGGCCUGAAAACUAUACAAGCGACACUCAUCACCACCGACCCUCCUCACCCGGAGAAAGGUGAGGACUUGAAUCUGUGGAGAGACCAUAGAGGGCAGUUCAAAGCUUCCUUCUCCUCCUCUUCCACAUGGAAGCAGCUGAGAACUCCGAAGCAGAAGGUUCUAUGGUAUGAUCUUAUUUGGUUUAAGCUGGCUAUACCUAGAUACUCUGUUGUACAAUGGCAGGCUAUUACACUCCGACUACCAACUAAAGACCGCUUGCGGGGAUGGGGAUUGCAAGUGGACAGCGCAUGUGUUCUUUGUAACGCCGACCAGGAGAGUCAUCCCCAUUUCUUCUUUGCUUGCCCAUUCUCCUCGGCACUCUGGAAGCACUACGCGGCAAGAUGUUGGCCCCUUCCUCCGGAGGACCUGCUUGUUUGCUCACCGUGGAUGAUCAGCCAAAGUGAUAUGUCCCACAACAGCUACCAAAUUGCUCGCCUAAUAGCCCAGGUGAUAGUCUAUGAGGUUUGGCGUGAACGAAAUCUUAGAAUCUUUGAAGGCAGGAGAAGGACGCUGCAUGAGUUGCGGAUCCACAUCGAGCACCUGAUUCGCGACAACAUUCUCUCCACUCAAAAGGGGUGA
Molecule: messenger RNA, 4326 nt
Organism: Tarenaya hassleriana
Lineage: Eukaryota; Viridiplantae; Streptophyta; Magnoliopsida; Brassicales; Cleomaceae
Exons: 4
Coding region: 1-4326 (1441 amino acids)
Molecular function (GO): catalytic activity
Source: RefSeq, a predicted model, not a curated record